This is a messenger RNA of Anarrhichthys ocellatus (wolf-eel), 5942 nucleotides long. RefSeq names its product GRAM domain-containing protein 4-like. The record is from RefSeq and is a predicted model, not a curated record. Gene Ontology annotation, biological process: apoptotic process; negative regulation of toll-like receptor 9 signaling pathway. NCBI's taxonomy places the organism in Eukaryota, Metazoa, Chordata, Actinopteri, Perciformes, Anarhichadidae. The coding region runs from base 469 to 2232 and encodes 587 amino acids. The transcript is spliced from 19 exons.
GGCGUCACUUCCGGGCUACCCCGCCCACGGCACAGUGAUUGUUAUGGACAGGUAGACACGGACGGUUUCGCCUUUUUUAACUUGGUUUUUAACUACCGCCUAAAAACCUCCACAGCUGGACUGAGUAGCUCGAGGGAGAGAAGGGAGGUGGUCUGGAGCGGGUCUAGAAGAGGACCGGUUUGGAGCAGAUUUGACCCGGCUUGUAGCGGGUUUUGUAACCGGGUCUGGACCGUUGGUAAAGAAGAGAAGGAGGGAAAGUUUGCCUCAGCUUCAGGUUCACGGUGAGAAAACCUUCAUCUGCUCCCUCUUUCCUUCCUUCCUCACCUUGUUCCCUCUUCACGUCUCUCACUGUGAGGGUGUCCAACGCGGUACCGGCUCGGCUUCCUGUUCAGCCUCAUCGAGGUCGACAGUCUCUGCAGGGCCGCUGGCAGUCAUGUUCAGGUAGAGACCGGCUCCACGGCGCCCACCAUGUGGAAGCAUCUGGACAAGAUCCGGUUCCGGGGCCAGAGGCGGGACGAGUUCCUGGAUCUGGCCGAUUCGCCCAAUACGUCAGACACAGAAUGCACCGAGGAGUUCGUGAUCAAACCUCGACUCGUCUCCAGAGAUUCGGAGGAGCUGAGAGAGGUGGAGGGAGAGCAGCAGAGUGACGCUCAGGCUGGUCCAGGAACAUUUUCUACAGCUCUCCAAGACGACUCGAGGACGGAUCUCAACGAGGUCAAGGGUCACCUAGAAAUCGCUUUGUUAGAGAAACACUUCCUACAGGAGGAGCUGCGGAAACUUAAGGAUGAGUCCAACGUGGAGUCUCUGAAGCAGGAGCUGGAGAGGGAGCGCAGCAGGUGCAUGGAGCUGGAGCAGAAGAUCAGCGACGUCAUCAAACCCAGACCUGAAGACUCACCUUCUCAGACGCCUAAAGCCCCGCCCCCUCCUCCACCUGCAGUCACCAGCACAGACAAACAGAAGGACACUUUGUCCGACAGCUUCCUGAAGGGGCUUUACGACCGCUUUGGCGUUUAUAUCGAGGACUUCCGCUUCCAGCCGGAGGAGCAGACGGUGGAGGCGGACGAGCCGCUGAGCGCCAAGAGGUUGACUGAAAACAUGAGACGGCUCAAACGAGGAUUCAAACCUGUGACCAAUUUCAAGAGGAACCUUACUGCCUUAUCCAGCUGGAACUCCGUCUACACGUCGGCCAUCGCCUUCAUUGUCUACAUGUACGCGGCGUGGCACGGCUGGGCCGUCCCCAUGUUCCUGUUUCUCGCCAUCCUCCGCCUCUCCUUGAAUUGCCUCAUCGCCAGAGGCUGGAGGAUCCAGUGGAGCAUCGUACCUGAAGUCUCAGAGCCUGUGGAGCCUCCUAAAGAAGACCUCACGGUGUCGGAGAAGUUCCAGCUGGUUCUGGACGUCGCUCAGAAAGCUCAGAAUCUGUUUGGGAAGAUGGCAAACAUCUUGGAGAAAAUAAAGAAUCUGUUCAUGUGGGUUCAGCCAGAGUUGACUCAGAAGCUGUACGUUGGUCUGUGGGUGGCCUUCAUCUCGUCCUGCCUGCUGCCGUUCAAACUGCUGGGUUUCUUCAUAGGUGUGUACGCAGGUAUAAAGUUCUUCAUCAUCGACUUCAUCUUUAAGAGUUGUCCCAAGCUGAGGCAGCGCUUCGACACUCCGUACAUCAUCUGGACCAACUUACCCACCGACCUGCAGCUGAAGGAGCGCGGCGGCACCACGCUGAGCAGACGGCUGACCGUGACGGCCGGCCGAGGAACCCUCGGCGCCGCAGCUCCUCUGAGCGUCAGCCGGGACGAGGACGGAGGACGAUACUCCAGCACCAAGAGAGGAGCUUUUCACGACGUCUUCAGUCUGCCGGAGAGCGAGCGCCCUCUGACAGUGUGUGAGAACGGCUGGCGCUGCUGCCUCAUCAACAGAGACAAGAAGACACCGACGGACUACAUCCGCAACGGUUACCUCUACGUCACCGAGAACUAUCUGUGUUUCGAGAGCUCCAGCUCCAGAUCUGGAUCCUCAAAGAGGAACAAAGUCAUCAAGCUGCUCGACAUCACCGACAUCCAGAAGUACAAAGUUUUGUCGGUGCUUCCUGGAUCCGGGAUGGGCAUCUCCAUCGCGACGCCAUCCACACAAAAGCCCAUGGUGUUCGGCGCGAUGAUCCACAGAGACGAGGCCUUCGACGCCAUCUUCACUCAGUACAACAAGAUCCUUAACAUGACGACAGCCACCGGCCCGGAGACAUAGUAACACCUCCACAAGAUGGCUGCCGUCUCUCUCUCACACACACACACACACACACACACACACACACACACACUUCACUGUGUUCAUCGCUGACGUCUUCAAACAGCUGCUGAUUUUAGUUUGAGCUGCUCUCGUGUGAUUUGAGCCGCCCCUUCAGUCAUCAAACUAAAUAUUGAUUAAUAUUACAUCAGCCGAUUUCCAACAAAUAUCUGAUUCUAUGUCAGAAUCAGCCAACGACCAAUACGACCAAAACUGACCACUGUUCCUUAACUGUUACAGAAAGCUCCCACAGAACAGACAACUGAACGGCCAUCCUGACUGCUAAUUUACCGUAAAUUCUCAAAUAAUCGCCUGCAUAAACAAAUAGAGACCAAAGCUUUGAGGGUGACGUUAGCUGUGCUACGUGGUCUCACGGGAUAAAUUCACUAUAAACAACAUUUCUGUACAACAGUAGCUCACCACUCAAACACUUUCUGUUUAACAUCAGUAAUUGUUUCCAGUUGCUUCUACUUUUUUAAUUCUAUCCGUGUUCAGCUGCAGUCAGUGAAGCUCAAAACUUCCUGCACAGAUGCUUCACAUUAAAAGCCCUCCAAGGGCACAAUCCCUCCUUUACUUGGUAGGCUUUGUGAAACACGAGCUACGGCAUUGUUGAAAAUCAGUCCGAAAGAAGCAUUUCUGCAUUUUAAUUCCAUCGCCGCGGUUUGUUGAGGCCGUUGUGUAUUUUCAGUUUACUUCCAUGGAGGUACAUUAAGAUAUUACACCAAAAAGUUUACUACACAAUGUGAGGUGACUGUGAGGUGUUGGCAUUUUUGAUAAUUGAUUACUCAUUUAAGUCAAUUAUCAAUCAAAAACUUGAAUCGUUCUUUGUUGAAAACUGAAUAUCUCUGUUUUGGACUGUUCGUCGGGCAAAACAAGACAUUUGAAGACCUUCGAAUCAGUGAAAGUUAUAAAGAGACAGAAAUACCAUAAAACGGAUAAACCCACUUGUAUCAAACAAUAAUAGAUCUCACUUGUUCAUUUUAAAGACUUUGGCGUCAACUAGUGAUAAAACUAAAAAUAUGAUCUUUAAAGUGGGGCUGCAACUUACAAUUAUUUACAUUUAAAUUAAAUAAGUUGGUCUAAAAAAUUUGAAAUUUGGGGGAAUUGUCCAGAAGCCAUCAAUAUAUUUUUCUUUUGUCUGACAAAUAGUUCAAAAUAUUCAGUUUAUAACGAUAGAAACACCGUACUUACUUUCCUUAUGGCAGCGUCACACUGACAUAUUUUACACCGAUUUUUCUGAAGAAAAAGAAAAUGUGUUUUAGACUUACUGUGAAACAACAGAUUAAACUUAUUAUUAGCAGAUUAACAUCUUUAAACCUCAUUAAGUUACAUUAGUGUCUUCAGGGAUUUGUAAAAAGUUCAUCGUACGACUCUGUAUUGUACUUAGCAGCUAAGCCUUACAGUCAGUUAUGGUAUGCUUUUGAUGGUUUGUGUUCUGUAUGAAUGUUCUAGAACAUUCAAUGUAAACCACAGAAUUAACCAACGUAGCUUCUUUUUGUGUCUCAGCUAAAAGCUUCAAAGCUAAAGCUAAUAAUCUAAACCACUAAAUUUACUUCAGUGUCGCUCUUUUUUAUUUUAGCUGAAAGCUAACAAGCUAAAGCUAACAGUGUAAACUAGUAAAUGUACUUCAAUGUAGCUCUUUUUUAUUUUAGCUAAAAGCUAACAAGCUAAAGCUAACAGUGUAAACUACUGUAUUAUUGCGUAAACAAUAUGUUUUUGUGAUAUUGUUCUGACUUGAGAGGGUGUUCAUGAGAUUUGUCCAACGUGGGAACACAUUUUUUAAUUUAUUUUGAUACCACUUGAACGCAGCACAAAUGCCCUAUCUCCCAAUGUUAAAGUAAGCGAAACAUAAUGCGUGCGUAAACAAACAAACAAACGGAUAAAGCGAGCCUAAAACUCACUAACUGUUGUUGAUCUUAACGUUAGCCGACGUGUUUUCUUGUUGGUACGGAGUUUCAGCCUCGACUAAGAGGCUAAACAAAAGGCUAAAAUAUAUAUAUAUUUUAAAUAUGUUGAGCUCCUGUUUAAAGUGUCAAUAGACAAGUUUUUUUGCUUUGACUCAUCAAUAUAUCCUAAAUGUUGUUUGCACGAUGUAAUGGCUACGGCGGUGGAACAACCGACGUAACUUUGGAAAACAAAUUGCAGCCGCAUUGGGAAGUCAUUCUAAUAUAAUAUAUUUCUUUCUUUCUUUCCCCCAAUGGUCUGAAUAAAUACAAUUUACUAAAGCUAAUAAGUGGCCUUUGAGUAAAACGGAAAGCGAUCAAUAACACCACUUGUAAACGCGAGAGGGGGAAAGUUGAAAAGUUGUCUAUUGCCACUUUAAGUAUAACUUCUUUUUUUUUUCCUAACCGGCUAAAGCUAAACAAGCUAAAACAAAACGGUGACAUUUUUUCUGUCCAGAUUCUCUUUUUACUUUGUUCAGAGCCGGCAGGUGUUAAACAGAAUAAAUUACAAAACUAAUUUGUUCUCACAAACAAAUGAUUGUUGAGCUACUUGGCUUUUAAGCUUUUAAUUUAAAAUUUGAACCGAGAUAAGUAGACGACGUGCUAACGGGCGUUCUUAGUUUUUACAUUAAUUAAGGAAACCACUUAUUUUGCGUCCUGAUGAAGUGUUUGCUAGCCAGCUAAAGAGCAGCCAUCUUACAUUUUAUAAUAGUGUGUCUGUUCCUGUUCGUCGCCACCAGUCUGUCACUCUGUAUUAACUAUUAACUGUCAGUCUGAAGGCUGUCGCACCAGCAUUUAUUACUUUUAUUUCACGGGAAAUUCACUCAAAAAAAAAAAAUUGUCUAAAAAAACAAACUGUCCAAAAUAGAUCCUUUUUGAUUAAAAUGAGGUAAUGUUUCUGGUAAUAAUUGUUUUUUAAAUUGAACAUACAUUUUAAUGAAAGCGUCAGUAUAACAUUAUAUCAAUGUUUUUAUUCAAACAUGUUUUGAUAGAUCUUUCUCACUUCAGUGAUCGGGCCUCUCAAAGCUCUUUCGUUGCCAAGUAUUUUGUCUUUUGUAGUUUUUGAUUUUGUUUCUCAUGAAAAUAAAAGUUUUAGCUUUUUUUGUUUUUUAUUGUUGCAGUAUUGAUGCCAGUUAUUAACGCCACGUUGCCUCAUCUAGACUGUGUGUUCUGCGCUUCCUGAUUCCUAAUCUUCCUCCGUUUGUUUCGUGGAUUCUCAGGUUUUAGUUUCCGCCUCGUUUACGUUCACGUCUUCUGUCGAGUCUUUCGGAUUUAAUGGUUUUAUAAAAUGGUGUCAUUGUACAAAUAGGUGUUUUUUUUUUUUUUUUUUUGUUUUUUUUUAAAUGAGAUGAUUUCUGUGUUAAGUGAUGUAGAUUUUUUAAAAUUGAAGUAAAAUCAAAUGUCAAACACUGAGUCUUGUUGUUUCUGUGCAGUACCCGCUUCAGCCUGUUGGUGUCAGUAGAGAAUCAUCUGCAGGUUAAAUUCUUCCUCUGUGGUUUCAGAAGGAAAGUUUGCAUCUCUUUUUGAAUCAUUAAGGAGACUGUAUGAACCACAUAUUAAAUAUAAUCAGUUAAUUAAUAUUGACAGGAAUCUCUUAUUUUUUGAUGAGUUAAAACAAUACAGGUUGAAAAACUGAUAAAUAAAUAGCUUUAUAAUGAAUAAGAGUUUAUUAACGGUUUGUACCAAACGAUCAACAGACACAUUUUAUUUCCAUUCCAUCAGUUCAUC